UUAAAAUUGAUUACUAUUUAUUAUAAAAAUGUGAAUAUACAGUUUUAUUUUAAAUUGGUCACUGUAUGAAUACUGUCCACACAGACUGUAUAUUAAUUAAAAUACAUUAUUUUCAAUAUACAAAAAUAAUAAUUAUUAUUAUCUUUUUCUAUCCGCUAUAAUAGCAGUAAACAAACGAAGUCAUAGUGAUGAAUAUAGAAUAGUAAAAUAUAUAAAACUUCGUAAUAAUGAAGAAUCAUUUAAAAUUUAAAUCGUAACCAUGUUAGAAUACUGGAUCUUUAGUUUACAGACUAUUCGCACGCGGCGCUAAACUUGUAACGUCUACUAUUAGAGGAGAUUGUACAUAGUGUCUUUUUACAAAUCUCUUGCUCCAUCUCCAUCUGACUCCCUCUUUUUCUAUCUCCCCCUUCCAAUAUCCUACAGUUCUACUCUUCCUCUCAACUUCUCGAAGAUUUCCGCGUAUGUAUUGAGUUAAGCUUAAGAUCAGUGCGUACCAUCUUAAAUGUUCUCCAUUUGCACAACAAUCACAGUGUUUGGAAAACUAGUCAUUACGUAGACCACGUUCACGGUCCCUCGUGAACCACCCUAUAUAGAAAGUUUCAACAAUAAUUUUUACAGACUUUUUUUGUCUCUCUGUCUGCUUUCUGUUUGUCUCGGUUCCUCUUUCUCUUUGGGUGCGUGAGUGCGAAAAUAUCAGACAGUGCAAAGGAGUUCCACAUCGAUGUAUCGAUACUAAGGACUCCCGGGGGCGAGGUUUUGAGACAAUAGUUCCUGAGUGAGGUUACAUGGACUCGUUGAAAUGUCGUGGUUCCUUAAACGGCGGACUUACGAUUAGCUCGGGGAGGCAACAUCCGUGAGCAACGACAUCACAAUGCGCAUGUUGCUGCCACUGAGAUUGGUUUUCGUCGCAGCAAAUUUGCUGCUGGCAGCUACCAAAGCAAAUGUUCAUAUGCACUUGCAUUCUGACACUGCCAAACAUUUUUCGAUUGGAGAACAUGAACAAGCAAUUGCUGGAAUAGAGGCUAGCCUAUUGUCACUUCUUGGUUUUGCUAAAAGGCCAAAACCACAAGGUCCAGCUUAUGUUCCAGAAUCUUUAAAAAAACUUUUUGUUAAACAAAAUUCCAUUGGUAUGGCUGAUAUUGCUAGACCAGGUAUUAACGCUAGAUCUGCUAAUACAGUUCGCUCCUUUUCUCAUAUUGAAAGUGACUUGGAUCAUAAAUUUCAAUCUCCAAAUCGCUUUCGUCUUUCUUUUGACUUAAGCAGUAUACCUUCAGGAGAGAAAUUACAAGCUGCUGAAUUAAGUGUUUCUCGCAAAUCCAUAUUGAAUGAAAAAGAUUCCACACAAAAGUUGGGUAGAAUACUUGUUUAUGAUAUUUUACGUCCUGGUACAAAGGGACAUAGUGCUCCAUUACUGCGUUUAAUUGACAGCAAACCAGUUAAUACUAGGAAGAAUGGCACAAUUAGUUUAGAUGUUCACCCUGCUGUAGAGAGGUGGAUAGAUGAUCCUAAGAAUAAUCAUGGACUCUUGGUGCAUGUGCAUGGAAGUAAACAGGAGCAUGUACGUUUAAAAAGGAGUAUAAAUGAAAGAAACGAAACAUGGGUUAUUAGUCGACCAAUGUUAUUUACUUAUACAGAUGAUGGCAGGUAUAAAAUGUCCUCUGCAAGCCAAAUAAUGGACCGCCGUGCCAGAAGAGCUGCACUUCGAAAAAAUCGACGAAAAGAUGGUCGUGAAAACUGUAGACGACUCCCACUCUACGUUGAUUUUGCAGAUGUUGGUUGGAAUGAUUGGAUUGUAGCUCCUCCUGGUUAUGAUGCUUUUUAUUGUCAUGGCGAUUGCCCUUUUCCUCUGGCAGAUCAUUUAAAUUCUACUAAUCAUGCAAUUGUUCAGAACUUGGUCUAUUCAACAAAACCAAGCAUGGUGCCAAAGGCUUGUUGUGUACCUACCGCGCUCAGUUCAAUAUCCAUGCUCUAUCUUGACGAGGAGAAUAAAGUAGUUCUGAAAAAUUAUCAGGAUAUGGCUGUUCUUGGAUGUGGAUGCCGUUGACCAUUCACUGACUGGUUUAGUGAAAUAUUUUCAUAAUGAAGUAUUUAUGUGCAACAAAAAUGAAAAUGAUUUAAAAGACAUUAGCAAAGUGAGAUGAUAGAGAAUUAAAAGAUUUUGCGAAAUUUAAUGGAUAAUAAAUAUUGCCAUGUUUGAAGAGAACGUUGAAGUGUUCUUGAGUGUUUGUACAAUUUAGACACACUUAAGAGAUCUUAAAUUCAUUGAAUGCAAAAGAUCAAUUCAUUAUUAAUUAUACAAGAUUAUAGUAGUCCUGAAUGCCUAACUUGUCUAUCUAUGAAAUUACCAUAGAUAGGAAGGAUUUAUAUUAUAUAUGUUUUUGAUACAUCACAUUAUUAUACAAAAUUUAGAUAGGUAGGAAUAAUAAAAAAGUUUGGUAGAAAAUGUUUAACUUUUUAAAAAUAUAUGCACAUAGAUAUUGUUGAAAUGAAUAAUUAUUUUGCUACAUACGAUCGACUGAUCUAAUUAAUGAUAUACAAUUGAAAAGAGAUACGAUUUUAAGUAGAUUAUAAUCCUUAUUGUUGUGCCUUAUUUUGAAAACUUUUCUUUCAGAAAAGAGAAACAUUUUCUGAUGACGAUUUAAAUCAAGGUAAAUAUGCGUGCCAAAAUUUGAAGUAAAAUUUUUAAUUGAUCGAGUCAUCAUAUCUUUCGUCAUUGACGGCAGUAAAAAAAACUAACUUUUUAAAAGCAAGAAUUUUCUAGUAAACUCUUUUAUAGAAUAAUUACUCCUUUGGUACUUGAAAUUUAUCUUUUAUUAACUUUACUUCUUUUGUGAAAGUUAAUUUAAUAAUUAUUUAAAUAAUUGCAGUAUAUCUUGAUUGUGUAUCUCGAAAGCAAUUCGUCUAUUGCAAUAUUUUAAUGGAUACCAUAAAAGUGUAAAAUUUUAACUAAUUAUUCGAAAAAAUCUUAUUAUAGAAUAAUAGUUUAAAUAGAAUUUAUUUUUAAUUAAUCAAAAUGUCAAUCUAUUUUAACUUUAUUCUGUAAAGAAGUAUAAAACAUUUAAUAUUUCGUCCGUCGCAUAUGUUGUCGAAAUUAUGUGUAGUAAUUAUGCUUUUACUUUUCUUUAUUUUAAUGACGAUAAUCCAAUUUGAUAAUAUACGAAUAGCAUAAAUACAUGUUGGAAAUCCAGCUAAUUUAUAAAUUAACAACGUCUGCCGUCGGGAAGGACCGUACCUGCGUAAGGAACAAUUAUUUAUUCUGUUAACAAAGAAAUCUAAGCGUAUGUAUAUUUGUACAAAAACAAACAAGAAAAUUGUUAAGAAUCGUAAGUAAUUAUGGCGCGCGUCGGCCUGUAAAAUCUGUAAAAUAGAUAGAAAUAAAAAGGACCUGUGUAAAUAGUGCGUCUGUAUAGUGCAUUAGUAUAUAUAGUAUUUUAUUCGAUGUUUUAUUACUAUUUCUACGUUCUUCAAUUGUACACAGAUAUUGCGUGUGUAAAUAGUAAAUAAAUAUUAAUAAAUAGAUAUAUUAAAUUACA
This is a messenger RNA of Megalopta genalis, 3533 nucleotides long. RefSeq names its product protein decapentaplegic. The record is from RefSeq and is a predicted model, not a curated record. Gene Ontology annotation, cellular component: extracellular region. NCBI's taxonomy places the organism in Eukaryota, Metazoa, Arthropoda, Insecta, Hymenoptera, Halictidae. Gene Ontology annotation, molecular function: cytokine activity; growth factor activity.